AUGCCGGGGCUCAUAAUGAAGACCAAACGGGAGAACAACAUGGGGGAAGUCAAGGAAGAGGCAGAGCGAAUUCACGGAACCGAAGGGGGCAUUGGCGUUUUGGAGAGCAAAAACUGUGAGAAGAAGGCUGGAUUAAAGCAGGCAAAGUUGCUAGACAAACAACAGGAACAAAGGGGGAUGGGAGGGGGGAUCACAGACACAAGGUUACUGCAUCGUAAUGCCUUCUUAUUAAUGCCAAAGAUGAUGAUGCCUCGAGCAUUGGAUGAACCUUCAAAACCUGUCUAUCUGCAUUGCAACUUGAACUACGCAUCUUAUUCCAACUCAGUGACCGACGUAGGCUCCAUCGUCGAGAUACAAGAGACACAUCAAGGUUCCGGCUUCGGCGUUUUGUGGCCGACCCCCAUUUCCACCAUCCCGUCUUGUCCGCUCCCAUUCACGGCUGGUAUACAACGGGGCGAAUUGCGACGCAGAAAGCGAGAAAAUCCGUGA
Messenger RNA from Colletotrichum lupini, 489 nucleotides. RefSeq lists its product as uncharacterized. NCBI's taxonomy places the organism in Eukaryota, Fungi, Ascomycota, Sordariomycetes, Glomerellales, Glomerellaceae. The coding region runs from base 1 to 489 and encodes 162 amino acids. The record is from RefSeq and is a predicted model, not a curated record. The transcript is spliced from 5 exons.